AUGAAUAGUUGCAAAAUGAUGGAUAUUAUUACAUUGUUAAUGAUAAUUAGCAUGAGUGUAACUAGCUUAGUAGAUGCUCAAGUGCUUCCACCUUGUGCUAAUCCACUAUUACCAUGCAUUCACUACGCUAACUCCAAUACUCCACCAGACAACAUAUGCUGCAAUCCAAUUAAAGAUGUAAACACAACCUACGAAACAUGUUUCUGUCAAAUUGCUUUAACUCCAGGUUUACUUGAAGCUUAUGGACUUAAGUUAGUUCAAGCUUUCAAAAUUCUACACUCAUGUGGAGUCAAAAUGGAUCCUAGUAUCUGCAAUGGUAUGUCAAAUUUAAACACGCCUUCUCCGAUUCUUCCUCUGUCGUUAGUGCAACCCUCUGCAACACCUAAAAGUGAUGAAGGAGGAGCGAGCAAGAUUUCUUUGAUUGGAUUCUGGUUUAUAGUGUUUAUUUGGGCACCUUUGUUGUUUAAGUAA
This is a messenger RNA of Lathyrus oleraceus (garden pea), 471 nucleotides long. RefSeq names its product non-specific lipid transfer protein GPI-anchored 8. Lineage: Eukaryota; Viridiplantae; Streptophyta; Magnoliopsida; Fabales; Fabaceae. The record is from RefSeq and is a predicted model, not a curated record. The coding region runs from base 1 to 471 and encodes 156 amino acids. The transcript has 3 exons.